ACAACAACAACAACAACAAAACUCAUAAAUUUCCUUUCAAGAUUAUACUAAAGUUUGAGUCUUUUUUUCUUGUGUAGCAAAUUAUGAUUUCAGCAUGGAGAAAAAAGAGAACAGAAAAAAGGGUCACAAAGAGAGGAUUAAUGAAGAAAACAAAGACGGAGUUAGUGAUUCCAAGCCAAUUUACAUGUCCAAUUUCACUAGACUUAAUGAAAGAUCCAGUGACAUUAUCAACAGGGAUCACAUAUGAUCGAAAAAACAUCGAAAAAUGGAUUAAUGAAUCUGGGAAGAAUCAAACAUGUCCCAUCACAAAUCAAGAAUUGAAGUGUGACAUUGAGCCUGUUUUAAUUCCAAAUCACAACAUUAGGAAAAUGAUCCAACAAUGGUGUGUCGAAAACAAGGAACAUGGUAUCGACAGGAUUCCAACGCCAAGAAUCCCCGUUUCAUCAACCGAUGUUACUGAAAUGCUCGCAAAAAUAACAAAUUCGAGCAAAUUAGAGAUGCAAGACUCUAAUAUGUGCAAAGAAUUAGUCAUCAAAGUGAAGAAUUUGGUGAAUGAAAGUGAUCGAAACAAACGUUGUUUUGCCACCAAUGGCACAACAAAGGUGUUAUCAGCUGCAUUUCUUGAAUUUUCGGAGGGGAAGAAUAUGACAAAUGCAUCAACAGGAGAAGUGAUUUUGUCAACUCUGACAUUAUUUUUGCCUUUGGAUGUUAAGUCCAAGUCAAUUCUUGGGUCGAUUUCAUCGUUAUAUUUCUUAGCAUGGUUCUUGAAUAAUGGGAGUUUAUCAAGCAGGAGAAACGCGGUUUUCGUGCUAAGAGAAAUCCUGAAAAUGGAGGAACCUGACAAAGUUGAAACCUUGUUGAAAAUUGAAGGUGCAUUAGAAGGCUUAGUUAACUUAGUGAAAGAACCAAUUUGUCCUACUACUACAAAAGCUUCAUUAUUAGCAAUUUAUCACAUGGUUAAUUCAUCAUCACAAGCAUCAAAAUCAAGAUUUGUUGAUGUGGGGUUAGUUGAAUUGUGUCUAGAAGUUCUUGUAGAUUGUGACAAGAGCAUAUGUGAAAAAGCAUUAGGUGUUUUGGAUGGGAUUUUGAGCUAUGAAGAAGGGAGAAAAAGGGCUUAUAGUUAUGCACUAACUGUGCCUGUUUUGGUCAAGAAAUUGCUUAGAGUCUCAGAUUUGGCUACUGAGUUUUCAGUUUCAAUUUUGUGGAAGAUUUGCAAGAAUGAAAAAAGGGAAAAUAAUGAAGGUUGUGUUCUUGUUGAAGCACUUCAAGUUGGUGCUUUUCAAAAGCUUUUGUUGUUGCUACAAGUUGGUUGUAGUGAAACAACAAAAGAGAAAGCUAGUGAGUUGUUGAAGUUGUUGAAUGUGCAUAGGGAUAGAGCAGAAUGUGUUGAUUCUUUGGACUUCAAGAGUCUCAAAAGGACAUUUUGAACCUCAGCUUACCAUCAGUGGUGAAGACAGAAUUUACACCAAAAGAGUUCAACAUCUACUAUAUAUACAUAAAAAGAAAGAUUGCCUUAUAUAUGUAGUGUGAUUAUCCGGCGAAGGAGAUUCAGAUGAAUGACCUUUCUGCCCCUGGUUAGAUACAUGGUUCAUUUUUUAUUGUAGAAAAGUAAAUCUAAAAAUAAGGAAAAUGUAUAGUUCAGAUGACACUUUUUUACUAUCAUUCUAUAUAAAUACAUACGUUGAUAUA
Lycium barbarum (goji berry) is the source of this 1689-nucleotide messenger RNA. Its product is annotated as U-box domain-containing protein 21-like. The coding region runs from base 84 to 1427 and encodes 447 amino acids. Gene Ontology annotation, biological process: protein ubiquitination. Gene Ontology annotation, molecular function: ubiquitin protein ligase activity. The transcript has a single exon. Lineage: Eukaryota; Viridiplantae; Streptophyta; Magnoliopsida; Solanales; Solanaceae. The record is from RefSeq and is a predicted model, not a curated record.